AUGUUCUCAUACACAACGCGCUCUGCGAUCAGGGCUAGCAAGCACCUGAGGGUGCCCGUUCCCUUUCGAUCGCUAUCAUCCCCAAGCCAAUCGAACGCGCCCUCUUCGGAACCGGUGACCACUCCCCAGGCUGGCCCUGUACCGACUCUUAAAAAGGGCCUCCCGGAUGCCGAGAAGCCUUCCGAACCCCAUGUGCAAGAAUGGUCUCAGCGGUUACGAGCUCUUGGUGAGGAUACUCGACUACCUCGAAGCGUGCAGGCGAUCUACUCGCGACCACUUCGGAGGAAGGCGGAGUACGGCCUCCCCGUGUGCGACCUUCAAUUGCGAUCAUACAGUGUUCAAAACGUUGAAUUCUUCGCCGAUUUCGCCAUCCGCGCCGCCUAUUAUCUGAAUCUUCCCGUUUCCGGUCCCGUGCCUCUUCCUCGCAUCGUUGAACGCUGGACCGUCCCGCGAAGCAACUUCGUGCACAAGAAGAGCCAAGAGAACUUCGAGCGAAUCACUCUUCGCCGGCUGAUUCAGAUCAAGGAUGGCAACCCGCAGGCGGUACAGGCAUGGCUUGCCUUCCUUCGAAAACACGCCUUCUACGGAGUCGGUAUGAAGGCAAACGUUUGGGAGCAUGACAGUCUCGACGUCGGCAAAUCCAUGGAUGCGUCUCUUUCAGAAAUUGAGAAAACCCUCGGCCCACACCUUCAGCAUUUCGGACAGCGAGAGGACAACUCGGGCAACCAGAGCAUAUUCGACGCUUUGGACAGCGAUCGUGCCUCGAGAUUUGCAGGUGGAAGAGUCUGCCGUGUCCGGCCAACAACUCCUUCAAUUCAACCGAGCAAUUGGUAUCGUCCCGCCAGCUCGAGCGCGACGCCAGCUGCCCAGGGGUCUGUAAUCUUCUCCGGUAUUCAGCCGACCGGGGUUCCGCAUCUGGGUAAUUACCUAGGUGCUCUUAAUGAAUGGGUAAAGUUGCAGAACAAUGCAAAGCCUGGGACCAAAUUGUUCUUCUCCAUCGUGGACCUUCACGCAUUGACAAUACCUCAAGAAGCAGCCCAGUUGAGGAAAUGGAGAAGGGAGGCAUUUGCUACACUGUUGGCUGUGGGCCUUGAUCCCAAGAAAUCAACCAUCUUCUAUCAAUCUGCAGUCCCGGCGCAUGCCGAGCUGAUGUGGAUUCUCAGCACGGUGGCUUCCAUGGGAUAUCUUUCUCGGAUGACUCAGUGGAAGAGCAAGCUUCAGCUGCCCGAUGACGCCUCUCUGGACGAUUCGGAGGCUCGGGCUCAGCUUCGGCUCGGUCUUUUCUCAUACCCUGUUCUCCAGGCCGCAGAUAUCCUCGUCCAUCGAGCCACCCAUGUCCCAGUUGGCGAAGAUCAGCGACAGCAUCUUGAAUUUUCUCGAUAUACUGCGAAUAGUUUCAACCACCUUUACGGGCCGAUUUUCCCUGUUCCGGAAGCAUUGAUCUCUCCUGCAAAGCGAGUGAUGUCUUUGAAGGAGCCCACAUCUAAGAUGUCCAAGUCUCAUGCCGAUGAACGAUCCCGAAUCAUUCUCACAGACUCACCCAGCGUCAUUCACAAGAAAGUGAAAAUCGCCCUUACGGAUUCGGAGCCAACGGUCACCUACGAUCCGGUGCAUCGACCAGGAGUGUCCAACUUGAUCGAAAUCCUGAGUCAUUUCGAGGGUAGAUCAUGUGAGAGUAUUGCCGCUGAAUACCAUACCACGAAUCUACGUGCCUUGAAGGAACAUGUUGCCACUCAAGUCGCCUACCACCUACGGGAUAUUCGAGAGCGGUAUAUUUCCAUUAUGGACGACAAGAGCGAUUAUCUAGUCUCAGUUGCUCAGCAGGGGGCUGAGGCUGCGCAGGUCAACGCCGGUGUGACCAUGCGACAAAUCCGGGACGCGAUGGGCUUGUAA
Molecule: messenger RNA, 1893 nt
Organism: Penicillium maclennaniae
Lineage: Eukaryota; Fungi; Ascomycota; Eurotiomycetes; Eurotiales; Aspergillaceae
Product: Ribosomal protein S10
Exons: 10
Coding region: 1-1893 (630 amino acids)
Biological process (GO): mitochondrial tryptophanyl-tRNA aminoacylation; translation
Cellular component (GO): ribosome; mitochondrion; mitochondrial matrix
Molecular function (GO): ATP binding; tryptophan-tRNA ligase activity; structural constituent of ribosome
Source: RefSeq, a predicted model, not a curated record